Messenger RNA from Olea europaea var. sylvestris, 1470 nucleotides. RefSeq names its product tRNA threonylcarbamoyladenosine dehydratase 2. Gene Ontology annotation, biological process: cyclic threonylcarbamoyladenosine biosynthetic process. Lineage: Eukaryota; Viridiplantae; Streptophyta; Magnoliopsida; Lamiales; Oleaceae. The transcript has 10 exons. Gene Ontology annotation, molecular function: ubiquitin-like modifier activating enzyme activity; tRNA threonylcarbamoyladenosine dehydratase activity. The record is from RefSeq and is a predicted model, not a curated record. Gene Ontology annotation, cellular component: plastid. The annotation marks the transcript as partial.
CUAAAUGCACUUCUUUUGAUAUCUUUCAUCAGGAAUAUUCAGUUCUUUGGACUGGAACAUCAGAGAAAAGUGACUUCAUCCUACGUUGUGAUCAUUGGUCUUGGAGGAGUUGGAAGUCAUGCUGCCUCUAUGCUUUUGAGAUCAGGAGUAGGCAGACUUCUUCUUGUGGAUUUUGAUCAGGUCUCUGUUUCAUCAUUAAAUAGACAUGCUGUUGCAACAAGAGAGGAUGUUGGCACCCCCAAAGCCUUAUGCCUCAAGAAGCAUUUCUCGACAAUUUUCCCAGAGAGCCAUGUUGAUGCAAAAGUGCUGUUGUAUGAUUCAUCAUCUGAAGAAGAAAUUCUUUCUGGGAAUCCUGAUUUUGUCCUAGAUUGCAUUGAUAAUAUUGACACUAAGGUUGCACUUCUUGCUGCAUGUGUACGAAAGGGUCUGAAAGUUUUAUCUGCAACAGGAGCUGGAGCAAGAGCUGAUCCGACAAGAAUACGUGUUGCCGACUUGAGAGAGUCAAUCAAUGAUCCAUUAUCUCGAGCAGUCAGACACCGUUUAAAAAAAGAUUAUGGUAUUGAAGGCGGCAUUCCUGUAGUAUUUUCAUUAGAGAAACCCAAGGCAAAGCUGCUUCCAUUUAAAGGACCAACUGGAGAAGAAGAAAAUCCUUCAGAUUAUCAAAUAGUACCAGGGUUUCGGGUUCGUAUCAUUCCAGUCCUGGGAACCAUACCUGCUAUUUUUGGACAAGUAAUGGCUUCCUACACUGCGACCCAACUAGCAGGAGUUCAAGUUCAUAUGGAGCCAGUGGUGAAUUUUGAUAUGGAUCAUUAUCAAGUGCUCCAUCAGCGCCUUAUUGAGCAUGAAGAGUUACUAUAUGGUACAGCUAUGCAAGUUCAGGUGGAUGUCGAAGAAGUCAUGUAUAUAGCCAAAGAAUUGUGGCAUGGACGAAGUGCAAGAGAUCAGGCACCUAAAGAUGUUGGACGUGGAAUGUGGCGAUCUGUCAAUGAGUUAAUGCUUGUGAGAUGGGAUUGCGUGAAACCUGCUUCUGUGUCAAAUUUAAUUCUUCUGAGAUUCAAAGAGAUCAUCAAUUUCACUCCAACUCGAAAAACAAUUUCAGCAAUCACAAAGAUAGGCCUUACUAUCCACAAAAAGGUUCGACUUCGGAAUCUUUUCUCGUCUCCUAAUUUAGGAGAUUUAUUUCCUUCUUUCCUUACGUUUCCAAUGAUGGAAGAUCCCAUCAACAGCUACAUGAUCUCUGAAUUGUCCAACAUUGAGGUAGAAAUAAACUCUACCAUGGGUUCUACGGGAGUCGAAAAUACUUCCUUCCAGCUUACGGUGGAAAAACUGAAUGGGAAAAACUUUAGAGAGUGGACUCAAUCGAUUAAGUUGGUAAUUGAAGGCAAAGGAAAGCUUGGUUACCUGACUGGAGAAACAAAAAAGCCUACAAAUGCCAUCCUAUUGCAGAAGUGGAAAUUAGAGAACUCGUAA